AAUUUUUUGGGCUAAGUAUUAUGUUCAAUUUUCCUUGUUUUGAUGAACUGACUUCUCCCUUUCCCAUAACUUCUACUCUAUAAAUAAAAUUAGCCAAUUUGUCUAAAGCCCCCAUAACCAUAUAUUUCUCACCAAGAGACUAGCUACCAUAUAGUAACAAGGAUCAUGCCAGGCCCUUCCUCCCUUGCUUCUUUUGCUAAGAGAUUACAAGGCAAGGCGGCCUUAAUAACUGGCGGCGCUAGCGGAAUCGGCGAGACCACUGCAAGACUCUUUGCCCGGAAUGGAGCCAAGGUGGUAAUUGCAGAUGUCCAAUCCGAGUUGGGUCACUCAGUAUCGAAGAAAAUGGAGUCAGAAACUGGACAACCAGUUUCCUACGUCCACUGCGACGUUACCAAAGAAUCAGAUGUAGAAAACGCGGUGAACACAGUCGUUUCAAAGCAUGGAAAGCUUGACAUAAUGUUCAACAACGCAGGAAUCACAGGGAAAUACGAUCCAAGCAUAUUUUCAACAGAAGCUGAAGAUUUCAAGAAAGUUAUGGACAUAAACGUUUAUGGUGGAUUAUUGGGAGCAAAACAUGCUGCCAGAGUAAUGAUACCAGAAAAGAAAGGCUGUAUUCUAUUUACGGCAAGUCUUGCUGCGGUGAUUUACGGCGGCGUUCCACAUGCUUACACAGCUUCAAAGCAUGCAGUUGUUGGGAUAACCAAGAACUUGGCUGUAGAACUGGGGCAGCAUGGGAUAAGAGUUAAUUGCAUUUCGCCGGUGGCUGUGUUCACCCCUUCGGUUGGGCGAGCUAUGGGUUUGGAUGAGAAGACGUUGGAGGCAGUGAAUUUAGCUAUAGCAAACUUGAAAGGAGUAAAAAUAGAUGUAAACGAUAUGGCUGAGGCGGCUUUGUAUCUUGGAAGUGAAGAGUCUAAGUUUGUGAGUGGAUUGAAUCUUGUAGUUGAUGGAGGAUUCAGUUUGAGACACUCAGCUUUGGGCUUUGAUAAAUCUUGAUUCACCCAUAUUUGAGUUCUUGAGUCAGCAGAUUGAGAAUUUGUUGGUUUUGAAUAAGCAAGGGAAUAAGGUCUUCAAUAAAUAAAUAUUUUUAGCA
Molecule: messenger RNA, 1090 nt
Organism: Hevea brasiliensis (rubber tree)
Lineage: Eukaryota; Viridiplantae; Streptophyta; Magnoliopsida; Malpighiales; Euphorbiaceae
Product: short chain aldehyde dehydrogenase 1
Exons: 2
Coding region: 166-993 (275 amino acids)
Molecular function (GO): oxidoreductase activity, acting on the CH-OH group of donors, NAD or NADP as acceptor
Source: RefSeq, a predicted model, not a curated record